This is a messenger RNA of Mizuhopecten yessoensis (Yesso scallop), 2868 nucleotides long. RefSeq lists its product as uncharacterized. Bases 1 to 2868 code for a protein of 955 amino acids. The transcript has a single exon. The record is from RefSeq and is a predicted model, not a curated record. NCBI's taxonomy places the organism in Eukaryota, Metazoa, Mollusca, Bivalvia, Pectinida, Pectinidae.
AUGAAGGAGAUCAUUACACCUCUAAUGAAGGAGAUCACUACACCUCUAAUGAAGGAGAUCACUACUCCUCUAAUGAAGGAGAUCAUUACUCCUCUCAUGAUGGAGAUCACUACUCCUCUAAUGAAGGAGAUCACUUCUCCUCUUAGGAAGGAGAUCACUACUCCUCUUAUGAAGGAGAUCAUUACACCUCUAAUGAAGGAGAUCACUACUCCUCUAAUGAAGGAGAUCAUUACUCCUCUAAUGAAGGAGAUCACCACUCCUCUUAGGAAGGAGAUCACUACUCCUCUAAUGAAGGAUAUCAUUACACCUCUAAUGGAGGAGAUCAUUACACCUUUAAUGAAGGAGAUCACUACUCCUCUAAUGAAGGAGAUCACUACUCCUCUAAUGAAGGAUAUCAUUACACCUCUAAUGGAGGAGAUCAUUACACCUCUAAUGAAGGAGAUCACCACUCCUCUUAGGAAGGAGAUCACUACUCCUCUCAUGAAGGAUAUCAUUACACCUCUAAUGGAGGAGAUCAUUACACCUCUAAUGAAGGAGAUCACUACUCCUCUAAUGAAGGAGAUCACUACUCCUCUAAUGAAGGAGAUCAUUACUCCUCUCAUGAUGGAGAUCACUACUCCUCUAAUGAAGGAGAUCACUUCUCCUCUAAUGAAGGAGAUCAUUACACCUCUAAUGAAGGAGAUCACUACACCUCUAAUGAAGGAGAUCACUACUCCUCUAAUGAAGGAGAUCAUUACUCCUCUCAUGAUGGAGAUCACUACUCCUCUAAUGAAGGAGAUCACUUCUCCUCUAAUGAAGGAGAUCAUUACACCUCUAAUGAAGGAGAUCACUACACCUCUAAUGAAGGAGAUCACUACUCCUCUAAUGAAGGAGAUCAUUACUCCUCUCAUGAUGGAGAUCACUACUCCUCUAAUGAAGGAGAUCACUUCUCCUCUUAGGAAGGAGAUCACUACUCCUCUAAUGAAGGAGAUCAUUACUCCUCUAAUGAAGGAGAUCACUACUCCUCUAAUGAAGGAGAUCACUUCUCCUCUAAUGAAGGAGAUCAUUACACCUCUAAUGAAGGAGAUCACUACACCUCUAAUGAAGGAGAUCACUACUCCUCUAAUGAAGGAGAUCAUUACUCCUCUCAUGAUGGAGAUCACUACUCCUCUAAUGAAGGAGAUCACUUCUCCUCUAAUGAAGGAGAUCAUUACACCUCUAAUGAAGGAGAUCACUACACCUCUAAUGAAGGAGAUCACUACUCCUCUAAUGAAGGAGAUCAUUACUCCUCUCAUGAUGGAGAUCACUACUCCUCUAAUGAAGGAGAUCACUUCUCCUCUAAUGAAGGAGAUCAUUACACCUCUAAUGAAGGAGAUCACUACACCUCUAAUGAAGGAGAUCACUACUCCUCUAAUGAAGGAGAUCAUUACUCCUCUCAUGAUGGAGAUCACUACUCCUCUAAUGAAGGAGAUCACUUCUCCUCUAAUGAAGGAGAUCAUUACACCUCUAAUGAAGGAGAUCACUACACCUCUAAUGAAGGAGAUCACUACUCCUCUAAUGAAGGAGAUCAUUACUCCUCUCAUGAUGGAGAUCACUACUCCUCUAAUGAAGGAGAUCACUUCUCCUCUAAUGAAGGAGAUCAUUACACCUCUAAUGAAGGAGAUCACUACACCUCUAAUGAAGGAGAUCACUACUCCUCUAAUGAAGGAGAUCAUUACUCCUCUCAUGAUGGAGAUCACUACUCCUCUAAUGAAGGAGAUCACUUCUCCUCUAAUGAAGGAGAUCAUUACACCUCUAAUGAAGGAGAUCACUACACCUCUAAUGAAGGAGAUCACUACUCCUCUAAUGAAGGAGAUCAUUACUCCUCUCAUGAUGGAGAUCACUACUCCUCUAAUGAAGGAGAUCACUUCUCCUCUAAUGAAGGAGAUCACUACUCCUCUAAUGAAGGAGAUCACUACUCCUCUAAUGAAGGAGAUCACUACUCCUCUAAUGAAGGAGAUCACUACUCCUCUUAUGAAGGAGAUCAUUACACCUCUAAUGAAGGAGAUCAUUACUCCUCUAAUGAAGGAGAUCACUACUCCUCUAAUGAAGGAGAUCAUUACUCCUCUAAUGAAGGAGAUCACUACUCCUCUAAUGAAGGAGAUCACUACUCCUCUAAUGAAGGAGAUCACUACUCCUCUAAUGAAGGAGAUCACUACUCCUCUAAUGAAGGAGAUCACUACUCCUCUAAUGAAGGAGAUCACUACUCCUCUAAUGAAGGAGAUCACUACUCCUCUAAUGAAGGAGAUCACUACUCCUCUAAUGAAGGAGAUCAUUACUCCUCUAAUGAAGGAGAUCACUACUCCUCUAAUGAAGGAGAUCAUUACUCCUCUAAUGAAGGAGAUCACCACUCCUCUAAUGAAGGAGAUCAUUACUCCUCUAAUGAAGGAGAUCACUACUCCUCUAAUGAAGGAGAUCAUUACUCCUCUAAUGAAGGAGAUCACUACUCCUCUAAUGAAGGAGAUCAGUACACCUCUCAUGAAGGAGACCACUACUCCUCUAAUGAAGGAGAUCACUACUCCUCUUAGGAAGGAGAACAGUACACCUCUCAUGAAGGAGAUCACUACUCCUCUAAUGAAGGAGAUCAGUACACCUCUAAUGAAAGAGAUCACUACUCCUCUCAUGAAGGAGAUCACUACACCUCUAAUGAAGGAGAUCAUUACACCUCUCAUGAAGGAGGUCACUACUCCUCUAAUGAAGGAGAUCACUACUUCUCUUAGGAAGGAGAUCAUUACACCUCUCAUGAAGGAGGUCACUACUCCUCUAAUUAAGGAGAUCACUACUUCUCUUAGGAAGGAGAUCAUUACCCCUCUCAUGAAGGAGGUCACUACUCCUUCAUUAGAGGAGUAA